CUCUUUAGCGUUGGCCGGGGUUGAAAGUGCAGCUGUUAAAGAUGUAAAAGACAGUAAAGCUCAAGCAGGAGCAUCUAAACGAGUUUUCAUGCCAGCAUCUGAUGCCUCAAACUUCUUCAAACAACGCAGUCGCAGAUCCCCAAGAACUUAUGAAGAGUACUAUGCAGAGCAGAGGGUGAAGAUGGCAGCAAACGAGCGAAGGAGAGAGCACUUAGAGGAACAAAACAACGAAUACGAGAACUAUUUAGAGGAGGAGCGCGAUGAACAGUACGAGAGGACCAGAGAGAAGAAUGAGCAGUGGAGAGAAUUCCACUAUGAUGGGCAAUACCCACGAUACCCUUACCACCGCCAAUAUGUCUGAGGCCCGUGCAAUGCCUCAGAAAGUGGAUAACCAUCGUUUGAGGGAUACUUUCAUUACAUUAUGUAAUUAUUCACAACAUUUAAGCACUUAUAGAUUUAAAGCUUAAUACAUGUAUAAUAAAAGGGUUUGUGUGUUUGGAAUGUGACUCCCCCCUCCCCCUCCCGUUGUAAUUGCUUAUCUUUACUCUAUUAUUGGACUCUUUAUCAAAACAUUCAUGAUUAGUUUGUGAUUUUAAGCUGUUUUCCAAUAGCAACCCAUUUCCUUCUUCAGUAAUUACAUUCAGCUGUCAUCUGACCUCCCUUUUUAAUAACUUUCAUUCUGUACUCUUGUGUGACUAAAGCUUCUUUGAUUUUCCACAUUAGUGAGGAUUCGAUAUAAAACAUACCCACCAGAUUUAUAAAAGAGGGAAGGCCAAUAAAAGAAAAAAUGCAAAAGACCCGACAUCUUCUGCGUAUAUUGCAACAUCUUGUAAACUCAUAAAUACGGUGUAUAUAUAAUAAAAAAAGCUGAGGUUUGUGUGCGCCUUACAGACGGGA
Messenger RNA from Cyprinus carpio (common carp), 897 nucleotides. RefSeq names its product unique cartilage matrix-associated protein-like (gene ucmaa). Gene Ontology annotation, biological process: regulation of osteoblast differentiation; embryonic skeletal system development. The transcript is spliced from 4 exons. Lineage: Eukaryota; Metazoa; Chordata; Actinopteri; Cypriniformes; Cyprinidae. Gene Ontology annotation, cellular component: extracellular matrix. The record is from RefSeq and is a predicted model, not a curated record. Bases 89 to 361 code for a protein of 90 amino acids.